This is a messenger RNA of Myxocyprinus asiaticus (Chinese sucker), 4614 nucleotides long. RefSeq names its product extracellular matrix protein 1-like. The transcript is spliced from 3 exons. NCBI's taxonomy places the organism in Eukaryota, Metazoa, Chordata, Actinopteri, Cypriniformes, Catostomidae. The coding region runs from base 3846 to 4367 and encodes 173 amino acids. The record is from RefSeq and is a predicted model, not a curated record. Gene Ontology annotation, cellular component: extracellular region. Gene Ontology annotation, biological process: signal transduction; regulation of bone mineralization.
CUCAAAAACAUUUGGUCAAGAUUACGAUCAAAGAACAUAUUUCAAAUCAGCAAUACAUUGUGAUAAUAUUGGAAUCAUAAAUUGUACUUCUUUACCUCAAAUUACGUUAAAGCACGCCAUUUUCCUGGCUAAUGCGCAUGCGCGUUCUUGAGUUAAUUGACAGGCGAUGUCUGUAUCUAAAAGGUGACUGGCUCUUUUACCUGUAAGGCGGGACUUACUUUCUACAUCCAUUGACCGUUGGGUGCUAGAGCUUCUUGGUUGGGCGUUCCAAUUUUUCCCAUUCAUUUAAAUAGAAGUGGCCCGUGUCUGCUAAUUAGUCUCUGGUAGUAACCAUAUACUGCCAUUGUAUGACAUCACUGAGCACAUUUUUUAUUUUUAUUUCUCCCUUUUUGUUAAGAAAAAGAAAGUCAUAUAGGGUUUUAACAACACAGGGGUGAGUAAACAAUGACUGAAUUUAAAUUUUUGGGUGAACUAAUCCUUUAAGCAUAUCGUGAAAAUAUUGUAACCAAUCUAACCUCGACUUUUAGUUGAUGUGGUUCCAGUUACAGUUAGCCUUCUUCUGAAAAUGUAAAAUCACUAAAAAACAAAUAAGCAAGCAAGCUAACAGACAACCCAUAUUUAAGUAAAACUAACUGUCCUAACAUUUCAACUAUGAGGCCUAUUCCUUUAGACACUGUGUCCAUUCUAAAGACUUUUUUUCUGGUGUGUUUUUUAAUUUUUUUAUUGAAGGUUUUUGUCAUAUAUUUCCACCCAAAUCACAAAUAAUUUUUACAUUAGAUGAUGGUAAGUCCAACUAUGAGUGUCAUAUCACACAUUGUUACUUUUUGGAAGAAAAAAUAAAUCUCCUUUUGAAAUAUAGCAUAGCAGCAUGUGACACAAGGGAAAAAAGGCACCAUUCAAAACCAAUGUCCAUUGUAAUUGAUACCAGAAAUACCUAUUCGAACAUUACCAUAAAUAGAUUUUUUUAUAUUAUUAUUAUUUAUGGCUGCAUUUUGAGUAGAAAAUAAAUGAUUGUUCUUAUUUUGUAUCCCUCACUUUUCACAACACACAUCAUUUCAAAGCAGCUUUACAGAAAAUGUACGCUGCAACAGAAAAUGAAGCUGUAAUGUCUGUAAUGUCUUAGAGUCAUCAUUGUGCGGUUUGAUAAAAAUGUGAUUGUUGAUUAUGCCUUGAAAAACAAUGUAAUUCUACCCAAUUAAAAACAACUAUUAAUUCAAUAGGCUUUAAAAGGAAAAGAAAAAAAACAGAAGAAACAUUUAUACUUUAAAAUAAAAAUGUAAUUUAAUAAGUAAUGCAAAGAUAUUACAUCAUAAAGUAUAUUACUUGAACAGUUUUUGCUGAAGGGUUGAAAAUGUCAUCAUCUUUAAUAUUUUGUUUGAAUUGAGUAAACCUUUUCAGAUUUUAGAUUAAAAUUGUAAUAAAUUUCAGUUCUAAAUAGGUUUUCUCAAAUGGGAUGUUAGACCUCAGCAAGUCAGAACUGGAAAUAGUUAGGAUGAUGUUCAGUACAGUAAGUUCCUCUGAAAUCUAUGUUGAUAUUAGACAAUCAAAGAUAAUAUAAUCUAUCAUGCUUCCUUAAGGUGCCAAUAGAAGACUUGUUAACAUUGACCUAAUUUUUCUGUCUGGUUAAUGGAAAGAUAUGUGUGAGUAUUUCUUUGACGCACAAGCAGGCAAAGCAUUACGUAAGUGAAAAGUGUUUUUAUUCAGAUAAAAAGUUGUGAGCAAGACCUUUGCUUUCAUAUACAGUAUGUGUGUAUCAGUAAAGAUAACAUUUAUGUGUCAAUGAAUUUUGUUUGCCCAUGCAUUGAUAUUUAGGCUACUGUAAAAACAAAGAGCAAAAUGAAUUUUCUUACAGCUGAAAUGAUAAAUGUAUGUGUCUCAUUGAGUCAGCUUUAUACCCUUAUCAAACAAGCUCAGCACUUUGUUCUUAGACUUGAACGUACAGUUAGUUGUGAACACUGGUAAAAAUGUCUAUGUCUAAAGCCUAAUGAAUAGCAGAAGGAUGGGGUUUCGGAAUUUGUUUGAUAGGAAACGGGGCAAGUACUUAAUGUUUUUGGGGGACUCGGGGGCUGUGGAGAGAGUAGUUUAGUUUUAAUUAUAUAUGAUUAUUAUAUUUACUCUUUUUUUUCUUAUUUGUGACCACAAGGGUGUUCGUUGGGAGUCAGUGUGGGGUUGGUGAUUGGGGAGGGGUAAUAGUGGGGGUUAAAUGUUGAUUCAAUAAUAUAUAUGUUGUGUUUUUUCUUUGUUAUAUGUCUAUGAAUAAAUAAAAAAAUGUUAAUUGAAAAAAAGAAGAAAAAAAAAGCCUAAUGAAUAAUUAUGCUGUGAAGUUGAUUAAUUCUGAUACUGAAUAUUACAUGAAUGCCUGAAAGAUAAAUGUUACUAUACACCAGACAUUACACCAAACAAACAGUUAGAAACAAAAUAUUAAAUCUAACAACACUCUUUCAGUCACACAUAUUUGUAAAUAUGUAAAAUCAUGUACAAUGGGGGCCUGGGUAGCUCAGCGAGUAUUGACGCUGACUACCACUCCUGGAGUCGCGAGUUCGAAUCCAGGGUGUGCUGAGUGACUCCAGCCAGGUCUCCUAAGCAACCAAAUUGACCCAGUGGCUAGGGAGGGUAGAGUCACAUGUGGUAACCUCCUCGUGGUCACAAUUAGGGGUUCUCGCUCUCAGUGGGGCGCGUGGUAAGUUGUGCGUGGAUCACGGAGAGUAGCAUGAGCCUCCACAUGCUGCGAGUCUCUGCAGUGUCAUGCACAACGAGCCACAUGAUAAAAUGCGCGGAUUGUCUGUCUCAGAAGCGGAGGCAACUGAGACUUUUUCUCCGCCACCUGGAUUGAGGUGAGUAACCACGCCACCACGAGGACCUACUAAGUAGUGGAAAUUGGGCAUUCCAAAUUGGGAGGAAAAGGGGCUAAAAAAAAUUGUGUCAAUGUUACUGCCCUAACUAUGCAUAAUAAAAAAUUUUCUAACUCAAAAUGCAGUGUAUUCAAAUGAUGCUGAGAGAGAAUGUUUUUGUUUUUUUUAACAGUGCAAACCUAAAAAUGUUUGUUGUUUGAGGUACUUUGGUCAAACGUUGAGGUAAAAAAUGUGUCAAAAACUAAAGUAAAAAAAAAAAUGUAUUCCUUACAUUUCAAUGCUGUUUUGAGUUCUCAACUCAUAUGUUCAGAAUAUCACAUGAAUAUCAGGUGUUUUAAGAUCACAGCUGUGUUUGCCAUACUUUAUAUAAUUUUUUUGUUGUUGUUUUUUUGUUUUUGUUUAAAGCAUUUAUUUAAAGUAUUACUUACAGGUACUCUUUAGAAACUGCAUUGAAUGGAAGAAUCAUCCAUUUUCAUAUCACCUUGGUAAUAUUGUGUUGAUAAAGAUCUUUCAAUUGAGAAGAUGGGAACAUUUCAAAGCACAAGUAAUAUUGCAUUACUUACAUGCAUUAUUACAGUACAAUAUGCGACAUUAUGAUUCCUAUCAUACUCAUUUUGAAGUUACACAUGGUUUAUAUUUUGCCUAAGACCUUUUACUAAAUAAAACAAAAUUAAUAGAUAAAGAAGUCAGCCUGUAAGCACAACACCCUUCUAAAAUAUAGCACUAAUUCCCUAUUCAACAGUGCAAAAAAUCUUAUCGGUGUCAUUGAAAUUAUAUCAGUAUGUUUUUUACUCCUUGUAUCUUUACAACCAAUCUUUUCCUGGACAGAUUUGUACAUACUGUUUAUAAACAUCACAACAUAUUCUUACCCAACAAGUUAUCAAUCCACCUCUUUAAAUAUAGACAAGGCCACAUAGUCCCUCCCUGGCCAGGCACUGGCAGUACAACUUUACCCAAAUCUUCAUUUCACUUCAGGACAUACAGUAAUCUAUUAUGGGAAUGAAAGCCUCACUCAUCACUGUUCUAACUCUUCAGCUCACUUUAGGAGCAGGAGGAAGGAAUAUUGACCCUCAGGUGCAUAUCAAGCCAUACUUCCCUCCAGCCCUACCAACACUUGAAAACCUCAAUACCCUCUGUCUUCAAGGCAAUGGCCGCCCCAGAUAUCCCGCCAGUUGUCUCCCUGCUUCAGGUUACGGUUAUGUUCAUCGCGCUGGAAACGCAGUGAACAAAAUAGAAGCGUGGUUUAGUCAGUGUUGCAACAGAGGGGUGGCCCAAGGAAACAAACAGAUCCUUUGCUGUGCCAAACAGGCAUGGAAGACCGGCCUUUCCCAUUUCUGUUUUGAGGAGUACGCCACUAUGGAUUUGACCCACAAGUGUUGUAAGAAGAAGGGGAAAGGCAGGUGGAACUGCUUUGAAGAACAGGCUCCUAACCCCUCCUACCUACCUCUACCUAGUUACACUGCCCCCCUAAUACCACUUGACCAGAUUUUCACCUGGGACCCCAAGAUUUGUUAGUGCAAACUGAGAAGACAGAAGAGUUGUAUAUUAACAACAAAGUGUCAAUAAAAAAACAUAUGGAACAAAAUAGUCUGCCUAUUUUUUUUUUUUUUUUUGUCCCUUCAAUAACAAAAUCCAACUCCACAAAAUUAUCAUUUAGGAGUAUUCAUUUCUGAAAUUGUUAAAGGUUUAUUAAAUAUUUGAAUUAUGCUAAAAAUCUCCUGCAAAAUAAUAAAGUAUAUAUUUGGGUGUCAAUUCAAAAUAU